AUGUUCAAGGAAAUCCUAAAGAUCGCGCGCUUCUACUGCGCGUAUUGCAUGAGAAACCAGCCGGGGACCAGCCGCCGCAGGUUCGAGGGCAAUGGGGGUUGCAGCCACGAGUUUUGCAAGGCAUGUCUGGAAGACUACCUCUUUCAACGCAUCAUGGUCGGGCAUCACUCUCUUCACCCCUGCCCAAAGGUAGACUCCGCAGACCAGGGCACUACGUCCUUCGCGUCCGACGUUAUCUGCGGAGACCCUGGCCGCUCAGUCAAACACCAACGCCCCGAUACCCUCCAACAGGGCUUAUCGGGAGCCUGCGAGGAAUGCGGCCACCGUGGACGGCGCCCGUCGAGCCCGUCGAGCCCGCACGUGCCGUCCCCUCCGUCCCCCCUCCUCUCCUCUCUCUCCCAACGAGCUUCUGCCGCAGCAGCAGAUAGUCACGAAGAAGAUACCGAUGCUGGAGCCAAAGAAGACAAUACCUGUCAGUCAUGCGGAUCAACGCGAAGGCGCCAUCACCACCACCACCACCACCACCACCACAGCCAUCGCCGAAAACGCCACUCCGUCCCCCGCGACGCCGCUGCUGCCAUGGCCGCCGGAAGGGCGCCGGGUGGGGGCGACGGCCGGACAGGGAGGAAAGGGUUCGCUUGGAGCCCGAUGUGGUCGCCACACCGCCGCGGUACCCCCUCCCUCGACGGUACCGCUACCGGUGGCGAUGAUGAAAGCGAGCAACGGCGAAGCAAGCAGCGCGACAAACGCCAGCAGCAGAAACAGCAGCAGAAGCGAAGGGGGCUAUCGCCAAAGGCGGCGGCGGCAGCGUCAGCCGCGCAUCCGUCUGAGAUUGACGAGAAAAGAGCAACGGAGGCGGGGGCGGGGGGCGAAGAAGAAACGGAGGGUGCUGCUUCCGCUGCGGGCACACCUGCGGCUGGUCUUCGUCACCGAACGUGCCCGGCGUGCGGCGCACGCAGGUGUCAGAGAACGCGCGGCAGCGGGGUCAAGGUGCCGGUCGACCCCAACGAUGAGGCAAUGGCAACGGCAACAAUGCCGACAUCAACGGCCGCGGCAGCGUCGGAGACGGCGACAGCUCGUCGGCGCCGGGGCUCGAAUAUGACCGACAACCUCGUCCCUUGUCUUGGUUGCGGUGAAGCUUGGUGCCUGCUGUGCGGGGACCCCGUCUCCACCGCUGAGAUCGCCGCUGACGUGGUUUCCAGCGGCGGCGUCGACGGGGACGGCGGCGUCGGCGGCAUCGGUUGCGGCUACCGCAGGACUAGAACCGAUCCGAAGGAGGGCCGAGGGCGCGACGGACAAGGGGAGAGCGAGCGAGGCACUGGGUACGCAGUGUCGACCGGCGGGGUCGUUCCUCGCGGACAUGUGCGACACUUUAGUCGCUGGAACGUCGCCGGGUGUCCGGGCGCGCGCUACACGGACCCGAAGGUGGGUGAGGUUGUGUCGUGUGUCACUGCGCGUGGAUGGGAAGGGGAGUUUAUCACCCUCUACCGAGCGCUGGUGGUCGUCCUAGUGUUCUUGGUGGGACCGCUUUUCUUCCUACUACGCGGCGUGUGCUUACUUGUCGAAACCCUGCUCGCCAGCCUGUGCUGCAGCGCCUUUGGCGGCGCGUCCAGGUUUAAGGCCGACGAAGAUGGUGAUAGUGGUGGUGGUGGCGGGCAAUUCGAUAGCGAUGUGCCGGCGCUUCGGCAACCGGAAAAAAUUCCAACUUCAAUGAAGAAGAGACAGGCUACGGAGGGAGCCAAAGCUUGCCGAAUUCUUGCGUUCGCGCCGGCCGUGAUGCUUUCCAGCUACCUGGCCUCCUGGUUGCGGGAGGGUGGGGACGGCGGAAGAGGGCGAGGAGUAGGGAGCCAGGACGACGGUGGCACUGACAACGUCAACAACAGUUGUCCGGAUGAUAAGCGGUCCAUAAUGCAAUGGAAGAAUGAAGACCUGCCGGAUGGCAUAUCCGAGCAAGCGCGUGAGCUUCUGGUAGUAGCGGCGGAGGAGGGUGCGGGGAAAGGCGAACUAGAGACCCCACCGUUGUCGGUUUCACCCGCUUGA
This is a messenger RNA of Ectocarpus sp. CCAP 1310/34, 2040 nucleotides long. The record is from the annotation of a GenBank genome assembly. NCBI's taxonomy places the organism in Eukaryota, Phaeophyceae, Ectocarpales, Ectocarpaceae.